This is a messenger RNA of Nezara viridula (southern green stink bug), 5255 nucleotides long. NCBI's taxonomy places the organism in Eukaryota, Metazoa, Arthropoda, Insecta, Hemiptera, Pentatomidae. The record is from the annotation of a GenBank genome assembly.
GAGCGAACUUUGACGAAAACAAAGGGACGAAGCGGUGAAGAUGAAAGGGACGCCUAGGGGGGUGCGCAGGCGCAGUACGUCCCCGCUUCUACUCCAGCGGCAGUCCGCUCCAGUCUGUGUCGUCCUCUUCGACGGUGAGGUCUGUCUGAUCUUGAGCUGUGUAUCGACUGUCGUGUCUGCAAGGUUUAUAUUGAGCAAGCUCUUCGCUCCUAUAACAAAAAAAUAAGAGGACUGUGUCCAAGAAGGAUUUUCUUUGAAUCUCAUCACAUCUAAAGGAGGAGCCACGGAUUUUAAGAGACAGACAGAGUGUUAGAUGCCGAAGGGAGCCGACAUGGACGGAGGACUCACGAAGGCUGGAGGGUUCCACGUCUCCAGAUGCUGCGCCCUCGCCCUCGCUACUGUCCUGGCCCUCCUCCUCUUCGGGAUGGUAGCGGCCACUUACUACUUCGCACCAUGCCCUUGCAGGUCGCCGCCCAAGGCGUACCCCUCGACCAGGACCAGGUCUUCAGUCUAUGUCCGUCUCCCAUCCUCUGUUGUUCCGGACGCUUACGACGUCUCCAUCAUCCCCUUCCUGUGGGAGGGAAAUUUCACCUUCAUAGGCACUGUUCAUAUCAUUGUCAACGUCACCAUACCUACUUAUAACAUUACUCUACAUUCUGCAGAGCUAGAUGUCUCCGACACCAACCUUUCUCGAAUUAUGUCUGAUAUAGUUUCGGACACUUCCGAAAAACCAGUAUCGAUCAAAUAUGCUAAUCUUGAUGCUGAUCGAGAAUUCUAUGUCGUCUAUUCCAAUGAACGCUUGGAAGUCGGACAGUACAAGCUGAGCAUAAAGUUCAAAGGAUUAAUGAGUGAUGCUUUGAAAGGAAUCUACCAAAGUUCUUAUUCUGUCGGAAAUACGACGAGAUGGUUAGCAGCUACACAAUUCCAGCCAACUGAUGCUCGUAGAGCCUUCCCUUGUUUUGACGAGCCUGCAUUAAAAGCUAAGUUCACUUUGAGGAUCGGCAGAACUGAAAAUAUGACUGCCAUUUCCAACAUGCCAAGGAAUGGACUUUCUGUGCCCAUACCUGACCUACCUGGUUUUGUCAUGGAUAGUUUUGCUGAAUCGGUGCCUAUGUCAACCUACCUCAUUGCAUUCGUUGUCUCUGAUUUUGAACAUCUUUCAGAAGGAACAUUCUCAGUUUGGGCGAGAAGUGAUUCCCUCAAUCAGGCAAGAUAUGCUCUCGAAAUUGGCCCUAGGAUUUUGAGACAUUUUGAGGGUUAUUUCCAAAUUUCUUUCCCACUUCCUAAAGUCGAUAUGGUUGCGCUUCCUGACUUCGGAGCGGGUGCUAUGGAAAAUUGGGGCCUUAUUACUUACAGGGAAAGCACAAUGUUGUAUCAACAAGGAGUCUCUGAAAAUCGGCAUAAGGAGCAUGUUGGCACAGUUAUUGCUCACGAAUUAGCACAUCAAUGGUUUGGGAAUCUAGUGACGCCGUCAUGGUGGUCAGACCUUUGGCUAAAUGAAGGAUUUGCUACUUAUAUUGAAUCUCUUGGAGUGGAUGUUGUUGAACCUACAUGGAGAACAUCUGAUCAAUUCGUAGUUCAAGAUAUGCAAAGUGUUCUAAAACUCGAUGCGUAUGCUUCUUCACACCCAGUUUCUGCUCCAGUUGCCCAUCCUGAAGAGAUCGAUGAAAUAUUUGAUUCAAUUUCCUAUGGAAAAGGUGCUGCUUUAAUAAGAAUGAUGGACCACUUUUUGACUACAAGGAUCUUUAAACAAGGCUUGACCAAUUACUUAAAAAGUAGGGCCUAUCAGUGUGCAACACAAGAUGACCUAUGGUCUGCUUUGACCGUUGAAGGUCACAAAGAAGGAGUUUUAGCAAAAGAUGUCACGAUUAAGGAAAUUAUGGAUACUUGGACUUUGCAGACUGGAUUUCCAGUCGUUACUGUAACCAGGAAUUAUCAGGAUGGUUCUGCUGUCAUAAUGCAGCAAAGAUUCGUACACCUAAAUAGUUCGAAGGGAGAGAACCAGUGGUGGAUCCCACUCAGUUACACAAGUCAAGCUGAGCCAGAUUUUGAAUCGACAAAACCUCAUUAUUGGAUGAAACCUAAAGAAACCCUGGUUGAAUAUCUCAAAGCACAACCUAAUCACUGGGUAGUAUUCAACAUUAAACAAACUGGGUUUUAUAGAGUGAAUUAUGAUCAGCAAAAUUGGGAACUGUUGACAAAACAGCUGAUGGAUCCAAAGAAAUAUAUCCAGAUAGGUGAAAUAAAUAGAGCACAAAUAGUUGCUGAUAGUCUUCAUUUAGCCAGAGCUGGAAUUCUAAAUUAUUCAGUUGCCUUAAACAUCACAAAAUAUCUAAAUAAAGAAAUUUCAUACAUUCCGUGGGCAGCUGCUUUCUCUGAUAUUGCCUACAUCGAUGCCAUGAUCAAUAAGAUGCCUAUCUAUGACAAAUUUAAGAAAUAUAUACUAAGCCUAAUAGAAAAAUUAUACGAUGAAACGGGAUUCGUCGACAAUGCUUCAGAUCCACAGCUGACAGUUUAUAAGCGCGUGGAUGUCUUACGCUGGGCUUGUUCUCUUGGCCAUGAGGAUUGUGUUCGUAAUGCUGUUACACAGUUCCAGAACUGGAGAAGUUCUCCUCAACCAGACCGAAAUAACCCGAUAUCUCCUAACCUUAAAGCCACUGUAUACUGCAGCGCAAUAAGAGAAGGAGGACAAGCUGAAUGGGAUUUCGCUUGGGAAAGGUACUUGAAGUCCAACGUCGGUUCUGAAAAGUCACUUCUUCUGACAGCCCUAGCUUGCACAAGAGAAACUUGGAUACUCAGCAGAUAUUUACAUUGGGCUGUAACUGAAGGAUCAGGUAUAAGAAAGCAAGACGCAUCAUCGGUCUUUGUAGCUGUUUCAGACAAUGUAAUCGGUCAACCUUUGGCCUUUGCAUUUUUAAGAGAUAACUGGAUGAGGAUAAGGAAAUACUUUGGAUCUCCCGUCUUUAUAAUCAGUACUAUUAUCAAAGUGACUACAGGAGACAUGAAUACAGAUUUUGAUUUGAGAAUGUUGAAAGAAUUUAUUGCUGACCACAUCGGUGAAAUGGGCUCUGCCACGGCCGUAUUCGACCAGUCUCUGGAAAGAGUUCAAGUCAACGUCAACUGGAUGAAACACAGUUAUAAACAGAUCGAAGAAUGGCUGUCUGAAAAUGUCUAAUGGAAAUAACCCAUAUUUUAAAUAUUUUUUUGAGAACUACAAAUGACAUUCCUGUAUCUACCGAUAUUAUAUAAGUAUAUUAAGAGCUGUUUUACCUCUUCAAAAUUUUUAUACAAAUUUUUAAUACUUGCGAUUCAAUUUAAAUUCCAUAUUCAUACAUUUUUUUUAAAUUAUUUUGAUUAAGAUUUACUUACAUGUCGACUGCAAAAAAAACAAAAUAAAUUUUGCCAAAAUAAUUUUUAAUAGCAUGUAGAUCGACAUUUUUAAAGGCAAUUAUUAACUUUGAGUGUUAUGUCAACAUUAAUCUCAAAUUAAAUUUUAAACUAUGAUUGAUUUUUGUAUAUAUAGUUUUUGUUGUUUUAUGUUUUAAUUAUAAAGUAUAAGUUUAGCUGCUAAAAAAGUCAAUUAGAAGAUGCUAAAUGACAAAUUAUUAAGCUCAUGAUAUAUAACUUAAUUUAUUCGACCAAAGAGAAUUAUCUAGAAUAAAAAUUUUAAAUAUCAUUCUGCUGCCUUUAUAUCAUGAAUAUCAACUAAUUGCUAAAUAGUGUAAAUAAUAAAUUUAUACUUUUUGUACAAAACAAUUUCUUUAAUUGUAAAAAAAUAUAUAUAAAAUUAAGAUCAAUUAAUCUACAAGUGUUGUAUUGUUCUUUGUUUUUUUUUUAAAUAGUUGAUUAGUAAUUAAUAACAGUACUUAAGAUGGUAAUAUAUUUUUGCAAAAUUGUAAAUAUAUUUAUAAAUAGCUACCUUAGUCUGUCAUUUAUACUUAAAACUUGCUUUUUCGACAAGUACAGGGUUUAUAUAUGAUGAUUCAAACCUUUUGAUUCUAAUUUGACCAAUUAGCGCCUGAAUUAUUUUUUUAUUCAUGAUUUUUUUUUUUUAAAUUAUUACAAUAAUGUUAAAAAUUAAAUUUUGACUUUCAGUUUUUUGGUUUUGAUAACUUUGUCUGUUAUCAUGUCAUAAUACUAGCCACAUAUAUUGUCAUGAAUAAGUCUUUAAUUUUUUUCCUUGAUCACUUUUGUAACUUAUUGAGGUGAAUAUUCCAUUAUUAUUUAAUACUAAAUGGUUUGACCAACUUAAGUGUAAAAUCCAAAGGCUUAAUUGAUUUUUUUUUUUAAUGUAAAAAAUAUUCUGUAUAGCCGGGUAAAUACUGACCACCAUUUUAUUGAUGAAUGUUCCAUUUUUAAUAAUAAAAUUAAUUAAAACAAAUACUUAUGUACAAUUUAAUUCUUGAAAAUAUUUCUGGUCAAUGAAACUUACCGACUUAAUAAAAUAAAUAAAAAAUACUUGAAUGCCUAGUGUUACCAUAUAGUAAUCAGUAUGUUAACAACUGUACGAAGCACAUAAUUUAAUCAAAUACUAUCAAAUAACAUCACAAUUCAGAAAAAAAAUUUAAUAAUACAUUUUUGAGUAAAUAACAAUACUACAAUUAGUUAUAUUCCUACUUGUCCAUAAAUAUGAGGUUUAUUGUGAUGCAAAUAAAAUUAAAUAAAAACGGAUGUCACAUUAUUGUACUAGAUAAAUUAAGAUUAAAUUGUUUCAUGGAAUAAUUUAAUAUCAAAAGCUAUAACAUAUUCUAAAUUAAUUUCAAAACAUGACUUCAGUUAUGUUACCAAGCGGUAAAACAUGGCGCUAAUAGGUUAACAUUUAUCAACUUUUAAUGUUUUUUAUGCAUUUUUAUUGACUUUCAGAAAUUAAUAUCAAACAUAAAAUUUUAAUUUAACAUACUAUGUAUUGUACAAAUAUAUAAAAAUCUCAUUCAGUAUUAUAUAAUUAUGUAUCCUUAUUCAUUUAGUUAUUUAAAAUAGAAUUUUUUAUUUUUUAUUUGUAUUUUUAUUUUAUUGAUGACCUUUUGUAAUUAUUUACUGAUGUUGGUAAAUGCUUUCCAACUAUUCAUUAGCCCAUAACUUAUUUAAUAUAUAUAUAUUUCAAUAUUGUUGGUUAGGACUUCAAUUUACUUGUAAUAAUAAAAAUAUACAUUAGAUCCAAUUAGUCCUACUUUAUUUUUACUUUACAUUCAACGUUUCAGCCCUUAUGCCAUUUUUAAAGGAAAAGAAAUCUUAAUUUAAUAUAAAUAAGAAAU